AUGACGUGGUCCUGUAAUCCAGAAUUAGCUUCGAGAGUGACACAGGAUUACGUUGCGAGUGGUCCUCUUUUGUUUAAUGCAAUACAAGGAUUUUUAGCUGCGCAAUGUCUUUUAGCUCCAAUAAUGUUCCCGGAGCCAACAAUAUCUGAUAUUAAAAAAAUUGCCAAUACAACAUUCGAUUUUAUCAUAGUAGGAGCAGGUACGGCGGGUGCGGUUGUUGCUAACCGUCUUUCAGAGGCAAAUUGGUCUAUUCUUUUACUUGAAGCUGGUGGCAAUCCAACUUUAGGGACAGAAAUUCCAGCUUUAUACGUCAAUAACUAUGAAACCAAAGUAGACUGGAAUUUUCGAACUGAACCACAAAAGUAUGCUUGUCUUAAUUAUAAAGAUCAAAAAUGUUACUGGCCCAGAGGAAAAGUAUUGGGAGGCACCAGCAGUAUUAAUGGAAUGUUCUACUUGCGAGGUAACAAGCAGGAUUACGAUGAUUGGUCUUCCACAACAAGCACAGACUGGAAUUACGAGUCAGUCUUAGAAUAUUUUAAGAAAAGUGAAAAUAUAUUCUUACUAAACGACACCAUGGACUUUGAUAUGAAAUAUCAUGGCUUAAAUGGUUAUCUAAAUGUGCAGUAUAACGGUAAAAUUCAUCCACUAGAACAAGUUAUAAUAGAUGCCAAUAAAGAACUAGGUAGUCAAUUUGUAAAAGAUUUUAAUGGCAACACUCAAAUGGGAGUCGGUAUAGCAUUCACGACUUUAAAAGACGGGAAAAGACAAAGCACCAGUAAUACUUUUCUAAAACCAAUAAAAAAUCAACAUAAUUUACAUGUUUUGCCAAACGUGUUUGUAGAUAAAAUUAUAUUUGAUAAUAAUACAGCUAAAGGUGUACAUAUUAGAACUAAGUAUGGAUAUAGUAAAGUAUUUGCUACUAAAGAAAUUAUUUUAUCCGCUGGAACAAUAAACUCACCCGUUAUCUUAUUAAAUUCAGGAAUGAAACGAAGACAUUAUGAUAAUAACGAUUUUAAAAGAGAAGAAAUUAUUUUACCUAUUGGAGAAAAUCUUCAAGAUCACAUUUAUGCACCGAUUUUCUAUAAAACGAAAAGUUCCGACGAUGCGAAUACUCUUGAAAAUAUUUUCAAAGCUUAUUAUCAAUAUAUAACGGAACAAAAAGGUCCUCUUAGUGACUUAAGCCCGCAUAGGGUUAUCUCUUUUAUAAAUACUACCGAUUCAAAUUCAAAGACUCCAGAUAUACAAAACCAUUUCUUUGUCGCAUACCCAAAUCAAUCUAAUAUAGUAGAUUUAUUUGGUAAGCACGCUCUUUCUAGUCAAUUUUUAAACAUGUUCGCCGCCCUUAACAAAGAUCAUUUGAUUAUUACAAUUUUUGUAACACUUUUACGACCAAAAUCCAAAGGUGUUAUUGAAACAAAUGAUAUUGAUAGCAGUGUUAAAAUUAAGGCGAACUAUUUAGAAGAUCAAGAUGACUUAGAAACAUUGAUCCGAGGUAUGAAACAUGCUAUGAAAUUGGAAAAGACAGAAGCUUUCAAAAAAGCAGAUCUAACACUACACUGGUUUGAAAUUGACGCUUGUGCACCUUAUGAUAAGAAAUCUGAUCAAUUCUUGGAAUGUAUAGCCAGGCAUUUAACAGGAACAUUAUAUCACGCAGUGGGCACGAAUAAAAUGGGAUCAAUGGACGAUUCUAGUUCCGUAGUAGACGAGACAUUAAAAGUUAGAUUUGUUAACAAAUUAAGGGUUAUCGAUGCAAGUAUAAUGCCUAACAUUGUUAGAAGCAAUCCUAUGGCAGCUGUUAUAAUGAUAGCUGAAAAGGGUGCAGAUUUUAUAAAGAAAGACUGGAUGAAAUAA
Papilio machaon (common yellow swallowtail) is the source of this 1851-nucleotide messenger RNA. Its product is annotated as glucose dehydrogenase [FAD, quinone]. Bases 1 to 1851 code for a protein of 616 amino acids. Gene Ontology annotation, molecular function: ecdysone oxidase activity; flavin adenine dinucleotide binding. Lineage: Eukaryota; Metazoa; Arthropoda; Insecta; Lepidoptera; Papilionidae. The record is from RefSeq and is a predicted model, not a curated record. The transcript is spliced from 3 exons.